Molecule: messenger RNA, 2135 nt
Organism: Arabidopsis thaliana (thale cress)
Lineage: Eukaryota; Viridiplantae; Streptophyta; Magnoliopsida; Brassicales; Brassicaceae
Product: intracellular protein transport protein USO1-like protein
Exons: 2
Coding region: 188-1969 (593 amino acids)
Source: RefSeq, marked reviewed
CUCAAUUUUGCGGCCACUCAACGAAGAAGAAGAAAAGGAAACACUCAAUGAUCAAAACUGAAUAAAUGAAACGAGAGAGACAACAGUUCCAUCUCCAUGAUUAUGAACAGAGAAAAAAGGUUUCUUCUUAAUAAAAGCAACAAAGAAAAAGUCGAACUUUUGGUUUAGUUAGCCGCUCUCUAAAGAAAUGAAAAGUAAAGAAGAAGAAGAAGAAGAAGAAGAGGAAGAUGAUGGAGGAGAAGGGCAAAAAGGGAAGAGAUUUAUAGAAAAGUUAAGGAGAAGAGCUGUUUUUGUAGGCCAUAGAAGUGUCUUUCGCCGACCUUCCACUCCUGUGCAUAUUAGCUUCAACCCUAAUAAGAACCCUUCUUCUGCCUCCUCUAGAAAGCUUGCUGCUUCUCUCUGGGAAUUUUAUCAGUAUUACGACAACGACCACCUGAUUCAUCCUCCUGCUGCUACUAAAAUGCACAGAGCUCCCUUAGGUUCUGCUGGUCCUAGUAACAGCCGUCGUCUCCGUCACGGCCAUGGAAAGGCGGCGGUUGCAGACAAUAAUGGUAUUGAGCUCACUGAUCACCAGCCAGAGAGUGCGGGAAGUAUAAGGAGACAGAUCGGGCAAAUGCUGAUGAAGCAUCAUCAUUUAACUGAAAGAAAUGACCAUGCUUUGCAGCCGGUAUCUCCUACAAGCUACGAUAGCUCAUUGGAGUUCCGUGGAAGAAGACGAGCUGGUGAGCCUAACAACAAUAUCAAGACAUCAACCGAACUUCUUAAAGUGCUGAACCGAAUCUGGAUCCUCGAGGAGCAGCAUUCCGCUAAUAUCUCCUUAAUAAAAUCUUUGAAAACCGAGCUUGCUCACUCACGUGCCCGGAUCAAAGACCUUCUUAGAUGCAAGCAAGCCGAUAAACGCGAUAUGGAUGAUUUUGUGAAGCAACUCGCGGAAGAAAAGCUGUCGAAAGGUACGAAGGAACACGAUCGGUUAAGCUCUGCUGUUCAAUCGCUAGAAGAUGAGCGGAAACUAAGGAAACGUUCUGAGAGUCUGUAUAGGAAAUUGGCACAAGAGCUCUCGGAAGUGAAGUCAACGUUGUCUAACUGCGUUAAGGAGAUGGAGAGAGGGACUGAGUCAAAGAAAAUUCUGGAGAGAUUAUGUGAUGAGUUUGCAAAAGGGAUCAAGAGUUACGAAAGGGAGAUUCAUGGUUUAAAGCAGAAGUUGGAUAAGAACUGGAAAGGUUGGGAUGAACAAGAUCAUAUGAUUCUUUGUAUUGCGGAAUCAUGGCUUGAUGAAAGGAUUCAGAGUGGCAACGGAUCGGCUUUGGAGAAGCUCGAGUUUGAGAUAGAAACAUUUCUUAAGACUAAUCAGAACGCAGACUCUAAUGAAAUAGCGAGAAAUCGCCGUACUUCACUUGAGUCGGUUCCAUUUAACGCCAUGAGCGCCCCGAUUUGGGAAGUAGACCGUGAGGAGGAGGAAGAUUCUGGCGGAAGCGGUUCGAAUUGUUUUGAGCUCAAGAAACAUGGGAGUGAUGUUGCAAAGCCACCACGUGGCGAUGAAACUGAAAAACCGGAACUAAUAAAAGUUGGUGUUAGUGAAAGACCACAAAGACGGAGUCAAAGCCCGUCGAGUUUACAAGUGAAGUUCGAGGAUCAAAUGGCGUGGGCGAUGUCUUCUAAUGAGAAAAAGAAAACUAGAGCCAAUGAAAUGGAGCCUGAAACUGAGAAGUGUGGUAAAGAAACGAACAAUGUGGUUGGAGAAAUGAUCAGAACUCAUCGGAGGUUAUCGUCGGAAACUCGGGAGAUCGAUGAAGCUUCUUGCAGUUACCCAUCAAGGAGACGAGAGAGCCCGAUUCGUCAAUGGAAUACACGAACCGUAACACCUGAUCUUGGUGCGCCACGAGGAGUAAAGGAUAACACUUUGAAGACUAAACUAAGCGAAGCGAGAACAACGAGUUCAAGGCCACGGGUUAGGCUAUUCAAGGAUUGAGUUUCUGAUGUAAUCUGUAUCGUAAGAGCCAUUUUUGGCGGAAAUGGUCGGACUCGAAGAUGGAACAAGCUGAGAUUGUUCCAUUUGUGUAUAUGUUCAUCUGUAGAGCUUAUAUUGUAACUAGUGUAUAAUGUAUAUCUGUUUUAUAUUGAUUUGAUCAUCUGUG